Molecule: messenger RNA, 993 nt
Organism: Aegilops tauschii subsp. strangulata
Lineage: Eukaryota; Viridiplantae; Streptophyta; Magnoliopsida; Poales; Poaceae
Source: RefSeq, a predicted model, not a curated record
AUGGUCCCUCGUCCAGAGAUGGCCAUGUCCAUGGAUCCCUAUGCACCACUGGCGCAAGCGUACACUGCUCAAACCGCGGCGCCUCCGCCGUUUUAUUUCUCGCACCUGCUGCCGGUGAAGCUCGCGCCGGACAACUACCUGUCCUGGCGUGCUCAGGCCAUUCUCUUCGCCAUCCAGUCUUUGCUCACGCCGAGUGUUUCGUCGAUGGUCAUCUUCGCCGCUACGUCCAGGGAGGCGUGGGCGGCCCUCCACACUAGUUUCGCCUCUCAGUCUCAGGCGCGUGCACACUCUAUACGCACCGAGCUGGGUGAGACCAAGCUUGGAGAUCUCAGCAUCACGGAGUACUUCAACAAGAUGACGAGCCUCGCCGACACCUUGGCCCCUCUGUUGGCUGCAGCUGCUGUGACGGGGCACGAGCACGGACGCACCCAGUCCUACUCUCUUGAUCCGGCGUGGUAUAUGGAUACAGGAGCGACGAAUCAUCUCACCAGUGAGAUGGGCAAGCUCUCCACUCAAGAACCAUAUCAUGGACAUGAUCAGGUGCACACCGCCAACGGAGCAGCUACACCUUCGCCUGAUCAAUUUGUGGAUGUUGCAAAUGCUCCUGUGUUGCUUCCUAACCAUGUUGCAGAUGGUUCUAUUGAGCGCUACAAGGCACGGCUGGUUGCCAAGGGUUUCAAGCAGAGGUAUGGUCUUGAUUAUGAAGACACGUUCAGUCCAGUUAUCAAGCCUACUACUAUUCGUAUACUGCUGUCUCUUGCUGUUACUCGUGGUUGGUCUCUUCGUCAGCUUGACGUGCAGAAUGCCUUCCUCCAUGGAGUUCUUGAGGAAGAGCGUCUUGAGGUGACGAUGUAUCUAUUGGUUUAUGUUGAUGAUAUCAUCCUUGUCAGUUCCUCUGCUGCUGCUGCUGAUCGCCUUGUGUCUGCGUUGAGUGAGGAGUUCGCUGUCAAGGAUUUGGGUGCCCUGCAUUACUUCCUUGGUUUGGAGGUGUGA